Molecule: messenger RNA, 1737 nt
Organism: Cladocopium goreaui
Lineage: Eukaryota; Dinophyceae; Suessiales; Symbiodiniaceae
Source: the annotation of a GenBank genome assembly
AUGUUCCCCACACUUCCCUUCAUGUCCUCUUCUGGACAGGUUGUCGCAGCAGCCUUGGGUGCAGCGCAGCAUCGCCGAGAACGGAUUGAGAUGCUUUCUCAAAAAACCCCGGGGUCGAAUCGCAGUAGUGCCACCAAACGAAAGACAAACCCCAGACACGACGCACAUGGUGAAGGAAGUGUCACAACUACUGCUCCCAGUUCUACACCUUCAGAGAAAGUUACACCUGAUCCCAAGCAUGUUCGUACCGAUGUACCAGAGCCCAAAGUUUUGUUUGGUUCGCCUGAUGACCACUGUGCUGAUGGGUGUGACAAAACAGGAGGUGCUGAACUUCGACGGGGUUUGAGCAGUUUGUCAACAGUACCUGCUACCGAAGAGGAGCUACAUGCUGCUCAGGUGCAGCAUGCUUUGAGCAUUCUAGCUGCCAACCCAAUCCUGUCAGCGAACCCAGAAUGCUUGGGUGACUUUGUGAAGGCUUUAGUGCAACCUGAUAUGCAACAAGUGCCUACACCGAUGCAGGUGGAAACCGGAAACCUGACAGGCAAGACUCCUGAAAACCUGACCCAGCCAGCAGGGAGUGAAGACAGUGAGACGGCCCUGGCAGCUCGGAAGGCAUUCUGGUCAAAGUUCAAGCGACCAGCUGAGAGUGGGGGGGACGAGGGACGUGGUACUGUUCUGUUGACGCAACCUACGUUGAUCCUUGGGGACGAGUCAAGCCAAGACCAGCAUGGUGAUGAAACGACAUCACCUCCAGCAGAUUCUGCAGCCGUUCAUGACCCUGUUGUGGCAACAGCAGCAGUUGAGCCAAAGAUGACCCCCCAGGUUCCAGCAGUUGAGCCACAGAUGACCCCCCAGGUUCCAGCAGUUGAGCCACAGAUGACCCCCCAGGUUCCAGCAGUUGAGCCACAGGUGACACCCCAGGUUCCAGCAGUUGAGCCAAAGGUGACACCCCAGGUUUUAGCAGUUGAGCCAAAGGUGACACCUGAGGUUCCGGCAGUGGUUGAAGCAGUGGAGGUACCCAAUGAUGAUCAACCAAAGGAAAACCCGACUCGAAUUAGGUUUUCAAAGAUGGAUGAACUUGGGCUCGUGAUGAAACUUGACGAGGCGAAGAUGAACCCCCAGUUUGAAACCUUUCUCAAUGAGAUGAAGCUUACACCUGAAUUCUUUGGAGCUGACAUGAUCGAAGAUCUGAUCAGCUUCCAUGAGUGGCUUGGUGAUCCCGAGAGAGCUGCUGCUUCUGCACCGGUUCCUGAACCUGCAACCCCUCUACCUACCACUGAACCAGCAGCCCCUGCCCAUGCCCCAUCUAGCAGUGAACCGCCAACAACUGCCUUGGAGAAAGCACAACCUGAUGUUCCUGCAACCCCACCACCUCCCAGGCAAACAGGUGACAGUAGUGUUGCUGCGGCGCUGAAACGUUUGCAAACUGUGGACCUGAAGGAUGGCUGCCGCCCUCCGCAGACCCUUGCACAACUUGGGAAUCCUGUGGUCCCUGACCUUACAGUGGUGAUUAUGAAGUUGAAUGGGGUUGAACAACCUGUCUCCUUGCCUUUGACCCCUCAGCAAUGUAUUGCUGCUGGUCUCCAGUUGGCCAACCCCCCCCAUGGCGAUGAUCAGACAGCUGAUGGUGUCGAUGGUUCUACGGCUGAUGAUGACGUGGAUGGAACUCCAGUCGAAGAUGAUCGUCAUGACAAGGAGACUCUAGAAUUGGAUGAAAUGAUCAUGAUGAUCCGAUGA